Molecule: messenger RNA, 2046 nt
Organism: Australozyma saopauloensis
Lineage: Eukaryota; Fungi; Ascomycota; Pichiomycetes; Serinales; Metschnikowiaceae
Gene: KAR2
Product: Hsp70 family ATPase
Exons: 1
Coding region: 1-2046 (681 amino acids)
Biological process (GO): endoplasmic reticulum unfolded protein response
Cellular component (GO): endoplasmic reticulum lumen; endoplasmic reticulum chaperone complex; nucleus
Molecular function (GO): ATP-dependent protein folding chaperone; ATP binding
Source: RefSeq, a predicted model, not a curated record
AUGACUCGUCUUCAUAACAACAAACUGUGGGCUUCUGGCCUCUCGGUUCUUUUCAUCUUGUUGUCGGUGGUUUUGCCAUUCUUCACCGCUAACCCCGCCACUGCCUUGGCUGCCAGCGCCGACGAGGAUGCUGAGGACUACGGCACCGUCAUUGGUAUCGACUUGGGUACCACCUACUCGUGUGUGGGUGUGAUGAAGAACGGUAAGGUUGAGAUCUUGGCCAACGACCAAGGUAACAGAAUCACCCCAUCCUACGUGGCUUUCACUGACGAGGAGAGAUUGAUUGGAGAUGCCGCCAAGAACCAGGCCCCAUCCAACGUCAACAACACCAUUUUCGACAUCAAGAGAUUGAUUGGUUUGGAGUACAGCGACAAGGUUGUCAAGAAGGAGAUCAAGCACAUGCCUUACAAGAUCACCAAGAAGGGCAACAUGCCUGUUGUUUCUGUCCAGGUCAACGGUGAGGACAAGACCUUCACCCCUGAGGAGAUCUCCGGUAUGAUUUUGGGUAAGAUGAAGUCCAUUGCUGAGGAGUACUUGGGCAAGAAGGUUACCCACGCUGUUGUCACUGUUCCAGCCUACUUCAACGACGCUCAACGUCAAGCCACCAAGAACGCCGGUAUCAUUGCCGGUUUGAACAUCUUGAGAAUUGUCAACGAGCCAACCGCUGCUGCCAUUGCUUACGGUUUGGACAAGACCGAGGGUGAGCAUCAGAUCAUUGUCUACGACUUGGGUGGAGGUACUUUCGAUGUCUCUUUGUUGUCUAUUGAGGGUGGUGUUUUUGAGGUCUUGGCUACCGCUGGUGACACCCACUUGGGUGGUGAAGAUUUCGACUACCAACUCGUCAGACACUUUGCCAAGGUUUUCAAGAAGAAGCAUGGUAUUGAUGUUGCAUCCAACCCUAAGGCCAUCGCUAAGUUGAAGAGAGAGGCUGAGAAGGCCAAGAGAACUUUGUCUUCCCAAAUCUCCACCAGAGUUGAGAUUGACUCCUUCGUUGACGGCAUUGACUUCUCUGAGCCAAUUUCUAGAGCCAAGUUCGAGGAAUUGAACAUCGAGGCCUUCAAGAAGACCUUGAAGCCUGUCCAAAGAGUUUUGCAAGAUUCUGGUCUCAAGAAGACUGAUGUCGAUGACAUUGUCUUGGUUGGUGGUUCUACUAGAAUCCCUAAGAUUCAAGAAUUGAUCGAGGAGUUCUUCGACGGUAAGAAGGUUUCUAAGGGUAUCCACCCUGAUGAGGCUGUUGCUUACGGUGCUGCUGUCCAAGCUGGUGUUCUUUCCGGUGAGGAGGGUGUUGAUGACAUUGUCUUGUUGGAUGUUAACCCAUUGACCCUUGGUAUCGAGACCGCUGGUGGUGUCAUGACCAACUUGAUUAACAGAAACACUGCCAUUCCAACCAAGAAGUCUCAGAUUUUCUCCACUGCUGCUGACAACCAGCCAACUGUGUUGAUUCAAGUCUACGAGGGUGAGAGAGCUAUGGUCAAGGACAACAACUUGUUGGGUAAGUUCGAGUUGACUGGUAUUCCACCAGCCCCAAGAGGUGUUCCUCAAAUUGAGGUCACCUUUGCCUUGGACGCUAACGGAAUUUUGAAGGUCGAUGCCGUCGACAAGGGUACCGGUAAGUCCAAGUCUAUUACCAUCACCAACGACAAAUCUAGAUUGUCCAAGGAGGAAAUUGAGAGAAUGGUUGAGGAGGCUGAGAAGUUUGCUGAGCAAGAUGCCGAGGUCAAGGCCAAGAUCGAGUCCAGAAAUACCUUGGAGAACCUUGUUCACUCUACCAAGAAGAGUCUUGGUGAGGACGAGUUCGCUAGCAAGUUGGACGAGGACACCAAGGAGCAAUUGAACGACCUGGUCUCUGAGGCCGCUGAGUUCUUGGAGGACAACUACGACACCGCCACUUCCGAGGAGUUCAUCGAGCAAAAGGAGAAGUUGAUGAAGGUUGUGCAGAAGGCUUCCGAGAAGCUUUACUCUACCACCGGUGAUGUCAACGAUGACGACGAGGAUGUUGAGUUUGGACUUGACUCCGAUGAUGAGCUUGACCACGAUGAGUUGUAA